This is a messenger RNA of Alligator sinensis (Chinese alligator), 2161 nucleotides long. It is a transcript of the gene CITED1, whose product is annotated as Cbp/p300 interacting transactivator with Glu/Asp rich carboxy-terminal domain 1. The coding region runs from base 1 to 663 and encodes 220 amino acids. Gene Ontology annotation, cellular component: nucleus. Gene Ontology annotation, biological process: melanocyte differentiation; regulation of DNA-templated transcription. NCBI's taxonomy places the organism in Eukaryota, Metazoa, Chordata, Crocodylia, Alligatoridae. The transcript is spliced from 3 exons. The record is from RefSeq and is a predicted model, not a curated record.
AUGUUACUGUAUCUCAUAGAAGCAGGACAUCGGCUGCCCUGGCUCCCCUGCUUGGCCUGGGGCAGGCUCGGGGUGAGGUCUGUGUUGUGUGGAGGUUACAUUGGGGCUGGUGUGGCAGGCUGGCCCUGCCUCGGCACGGCCUGGACUAGGACCCAUCGGGAAAUGAGUUCUCUGGUUUACCCCAGCUUGGGCAUGAAGGACCAUAAAGCAGUGACCAUCCUCCAUUACCCUGGGGCAGGCAUGAGCGCUAACAAGGUCAGCGGUGGUCCCCAUAUAGCCAGUGUGGGCAUGAUGUCUCCCUCUGCAGGUCCACCGCCCUCCAAGCAGUCUGCCUUCACCCUGCAGACAGCCCCUCACCUGCUGGCCAGCAUGCAGCUGCAGAAACUCAACAGCCAGUAUCAUGCCAUGGGGGUCUCAGGGCACCCAGUUGAGGUUGGUUCCAUCCAGAACUGGGGCUUUGGGGCCCAGCCCCUAGGACAAGGAACACUGGCUCCCCCUGCUGGCACCCACAACCCAGGCAUUAUUGAUUCGGAUCCCGUGGAUGAGGAGGUACUGAUGUCGCUGGUCGUGGAACUGGGUCUGGACCGGGCUGAUGAACUCCCAGAGCUGUGGCUUGGCCAGAAUGAGUUUGACUUCACUGCAGAUUUUCCUUCCAGCUGCUGAUGCCAAGCAGACCUUGACAGCAGACACCUCAAGGAAAUGACUCUUACUACAGGGAUGGUCACCAAGGGCUGGCGCAAUGGACUGGGCAUGUCAGCCAACCCCUCUGAUUCCAAAGGUCUUGCAGCCUGGUUCCUACCACAACUGAUUCCCUCUGGGAGGAUGCAUUCAUGCCGUGGCUGAGCUAUGCAGAGCAGAUGGGCACUUAGAAACUACAGCUUCUCUAUGGCUGGUGCUGCUCUGAGCCAGAGUACUGGGCAAGGCAGGCAGUGGAGUGCCUGGAGAGCUCACUUCUUUGGAGAGGGGAAGAAUUUCCUACAAGAUGGCUGGCUGUUGCUGGAAGUAGACAAAAGCCAAUGACCUGCCAGCUGGUGCUCCCUAUUCUUGAUGCUGGAUUGAUAGGUGAAAGCAGCAGUAUGGAAGCUGGUACUGUAGAAAUGGAGGGUCACACAUCACAUAAGCUUCUGUCUUGCACUGAUGAGGCAACCAGGGGAGGGGUCACAGUGUUACCUGAACUGAUACUCGUAAUGGGAAUGACCCCAGAGGCUGUGCUGCUGAGGAGGCGGCAAUUGAUCUCGCGGUGAACUCUCAGCACACGAAUCUGUUGUGCAUGGGGGUGAGGAGCCUAGUAUGCUUCCUGCAGAAAGCCACAAAGCAGUCUUUCUUUUUUAAAUAAAAUUUUAAAGAAAUGGGGCUGCCUGGGAGCUGGUUCCAGUCUGGUGGGCUGCUUUUGACAUGCUUCUCUCUCUAGUACAGCCAUGAGGCAGGAUCUGCUGGUGCCCCUGUAGGGCUGGAUCCUGAUCUUGCCCUGGGUGACUCCAUAAACUUCAGUGACCUGUUGCUGUGUGAGUGAGACCCACAACUGAGUAGGGAGAGGAGCUAACAUGGGGCCUCUCCCCUAAGUUGCAUACCGGCAGUGCUGUUUUUGACCCUACACUGCACCUGUUGCAUCUUCUCACAGCCCUCUGCAAAUUGCUGAGCAUGCUACUUUGCGGUGUUUGCUGCAGAGCAUGCUGGGAUAAUCUUGAAUAAAAGCCGUAAGGGGGGAAGCUCUUCUGGGGAUGUUGCACCCCCUUGAGAGCCAAGGGGGCGGGCAGGAGCAACAGUUGCCAUGGCUAUGCAAAGCGGCAUAAGGGGAUCCUCAUCCUCGUAAAACACUAAAGAGCUCAACUGCUCACAGGUAAGUGUGGGCCAACCAUGAGCACCUCGCUUUGUGGCAUAUUUCCUAAUGUUUCUCUUAACUGCAAAGCUAAUUCAAGAUUGCCCUUACCUCAGGUUGGGUUCUCUUGUACACACGUACACAGUCUCUGGACUCGUGUGGUGGUGCUCUUAACUGGAGGUGUCUGGCCCAAGGGAGUUACAGGCCACAGCUCCAAGUGAGGCCAGCUGACGGACCCAAAAAAACUUGACUGUCAUCUGAGCAGCUUUCCAGUGUGAUCCCAGCAGCUCCAGCGUUACUUCACAGUGUGGCAGGUGGAUAAAAAUCACAAUUUUUUUUUUA